Messenger RNA from Sparassis crispa, 621 nucleotides. RefSeq lists its product as hypothetical. Lineage: Eukaryota; Fungi; Basidiomycota; Agaricomycetes; Polyporales; Sparassidaceae. The coding region runs from base 1 to 621 and encodes 206 amino acids. The transcript has 3 exons. The record is from RefSeq and is a predicted model, not a curated record.
AUGUCGUACCCCACCAAGCGUCUUGCAACCAACGACGCUGUAUCCGCUCAAUGCGCAUCCGAUGAACAACCCAGAAACGGCAUCGACGCAGACCUCGCCAUGCGUCUUCGGAAUAUGGCAUCCAGAGUGCGGAAAACAGUUACGGAGGGUUACACCGCCUCUAGUGCUCCCGUUUCGCCGAAUAUCUCCUCGUCGAAGGCUAGGCUGCCAUUCACCCAGUCUAUUCCAUUCUUGUCUGCGAGAGACACGUACCGUGACGUGUAUUUGUCUCGGGCGGAUGCCCCUUCGCCGUGCCCCAACAAGCGGAAGCACACCAUUCUGGAGGAGGCGGAAGAGGAGUUGUCUGACGAGGACAUCGAUAUGGUCAACGAUAUGGAUGACGAUGUCUGGACAGGAGACGCAUCUCAUUCCGUACCUCACUCUUCAAUGUUGAACGUGAGGCCGAUGAAACCUCUCAGGCCAGCCAGACUGCGUUUGACGGGCACUCGCUCACUCCCUGUCGGCAUCUUUCGCUUUACCGACGAUGCGAACGGCGAGAGCUCUACUAUGCCGACAUCACAGUAUGUGGAGGAGGAUUGGAGCAAUCACCUUGCGCCCUCGUCUGGGCCAGCCCUGACGUGA